AUGGCCGACUUCCUUACGCGCGAAAGUGAGCUCUUAGGUGAGGAGUUCACAGGGACUCCAACUGGCGGUACAUAUGCGACAGCUGGUGGCGACAUUGAUUUCGACCGUGCGGCAUCCGCAUUUCCGGAUAUCUCGCUAGACGGGAUUGGUGACAUACCCUCACCCUCUGUUGCUGCACCAGUCAAGACCUCAAGCUUCUCCUUUGAUGACUUCUCGAGUCCUCCGCCCCCCAGAACGACGGAGGUGAAGGUCACCGGUGACGAUGAGAUUGAGAAAUUUGAGAAUGAGUUCCCCGACAUUGAGGUGCCUCAGUCACCACCCGCCGCUUUACCAUCAUAUUCUGCCCCGACCUUCGCACCUAAACCGCAGUCGUCCGCAUUCUCGUCUACGCCAAUAUUGAACCAGACAAUUGAAGAGGAUGAGCCCCAAGUAAUCAAGGAUUGGCGUGAAAAGCAAGCUGCAGAAAUGAAAGCACGCGACGAAGCUUCCAAGGCAAAGCGCGAGGAUACUGUUUCCAAAGCGGAGCGUGCGAUUGAUCAAUUCUACGAGGAGUAUUCUGCUAAGAAGGAGCGAAACAUCCGAGAGAACAAGGAGCAUGAGGAGGAAUUUCUGGCAUCUAUGUCCGAGUCGCUUUCGAACGGCACGACUUGGCAGCGCAUCUGUGAUCUGGUGGAGUUGCAGAACUCCCAGAGCAAAACUGUUGCCCGGGCGGGCCCUGGCACCACCGAUCUCUCCCGUUUCAAGGAGGUCUUGUUACGCCUCAAGCGGGAGGGAGACUCUGCUCCAGGAGCCGCUGGCUACUAG
Molecule: messenger RNA, 804 nt
Organism: Fibroporia radiculosa
Lineage: Eukaryota; Fungi; Basidiomycota; Agaricomycetes; Polyporales; Fibroporiaceae
Exons: 4
Coding region: 1-804 (267 amino acids)
Biological process (GO): clathrin coat assembly; clathrin-dependent endocytosis; intracellular protein transport
Cellular component (GO): clathrin coat of coated pit; clathrin coat of trans-Golgi network vesicle; plasma membrane
Molecular function (GO): clathrin heavy chain binding; structural molecule activity
Source: RefSeq, a predicted model, not a curated record